Molecule: messenger RNA, 2785 nt
Organism: Peromyscus eremicus (cactus mouse)
Lineage: Eukaryota; Metazoa; Chordata; Mammalia; Rodentia; Cricetidae
Product: melanoma antigen preferentially expressed in tumors-like
Exons: 5
Coding region: 577-1965 (462 amino acids)
Cellular component (GO): cytoplasm
Source: RefSeq, a predicted model, not a curated record
UUUUCCAAUAAGUUUGUUUUAAAUGAAAAACUUUUGCUACUGUGCCUGCCCACUAAUUCUGACUGCUCAUUAUCUGAGCUUGAGACCUGGCCUUGCAGAAACUGUAGCCAGGAUGUGGUUAUGUCUCACUCAUAGAUUAAUUUUUUAAUAGGUAAAGUUCUUAUCUAAGAAUAUCUAGGGGGGCAGAUGGGCACAUACUCUGAACUUGCUGGCAAUGCGGUCCAUGGUAUAGCAUAGAGGAAGGAUCUAGAGACAAGGCCCCUGACCUCUGAGGAGCCAAUCAGAAUGCUCCAGCAGCUGCUUUAAAUUGAGAAUGCCCAACAGUUGCGAGGAAAAUCGCCAUCAAGACUGUGGCAUCCCUGCCACCGGGAACGUCUCUUGGAAAAUGAGUGGCUGCUACUCUUGAGGACAUGGAAAGUCAGGGGACUUAACGGACCCUCACAUUUAGUUCUCCAUACAUCCUUCCUCCUCCUCUUCAAAGAUUUAUAUUCCUGAGAAGGACUUGGUGGCGUUUCCACAGUUGUGGUAUAACGAUUUGGAGUUCUUCAUCAACCUGGGAUAACGUGGUUCAUUAAGAUGGACAACAAGGAACUGCCCACACUGUUGAAUCUUGCUAUACAGCAUCUACUGAAUAAUGAGCCUGCAGCAAUUCACGCUCUCGAGGAGAUCCCAAGGGAGCUGUUUGUUCCAUUGUUCUCUGCUGCCUUCAAGGGUGGGCAUAAGAAUAUAGUGAAAGCGAUGGUGAAGGUUUGGCCCUUUGUAUGUCUCCACAUUGGGUCAUUAAGGACACGGGAGUCCCAGCGGGAACUCCUGAAAGCCAUGGUCGAGAGUCUUCAGUUCCUACCUGUCCAGAACUCGGCUUCUAGGAGCCCUAAACUGAGGAUCCUAGAUUUAAGGCAGGAUGUUGGCUGCAAGAUCAUCUGCCCGGAGAGCAGUGCUAAGUCACCUGCCUGUUUUCACUCCUGUGCUUACUCUGAGCACUCUAUCUCGAAAAUCGAAGGACAGUGUAGUAUGGCAAGUUCAGAACCCAAGGCUCAGUCCUCCAAGCAGGCUAUGGAAUUAUUAGUGAACCUUUCCCUUGGUAGAACCUUAAGGGAAACUGAAUUUUUGGUUCUGCUUCUGAAUAAAGUAGAGCAGAGCUCAGGCUCUUUGCACCUGUGCUGCCGUGAUUUGCAAAUAGACAAAUUGUGUGACUGUAGAAACACCCUACAUCAUCUGGAUCUGAAAUGUAUUGAUCACCUGGCAGUUGAUCAGGCUUCUCUGAGUGAGGUCACCACCCUUCUGGCUCAGGUGGUGCACCUGGACAGACUUUGUCUGUGUAAAAUCACUUGUAGAUCUUUGAAUGGGGAAGCCUUUCGAAAUUUUAUCUCUGAGCUUGGGCGUAUGGACCAUCUCAAUGAGCUCAACUUGUCCUCUUUCUGCCUCACAGAUCAUCUUGAAAAUGUCCUGAGAGUCCUACCAGCUAGUUUGGAAUUCUUACAUCUACCAUUCUGUGCACUUUCUUACAACGACUUCAAGUUUCUGUCUGAGUGCCCUCAAGCCAACCACUUAAAGCUCCUGAAUAUCAGCAACAACCCAAUGAACUGGGAAGAUAGUGAGCCCCUUUAUAACCUUUUGCAGAAUAACUCUAGCACCUUGCAACAUCUGGCAAUCAGUCAUUGUCUUUUAACAGACUCUACAAUCUCUGUUCUAAUCUCUGCACUAAGUCGCUGUUCUCAACUCCGAAUCCUCAACUUUUCCUCUAAUCCAGUUACCAUGACUAUGCUAAUGAGAAUUCUUGAGCACUUAACAUCCUUGGUGCAGCUUAAAUAUGUGUUUUAUCCUAUCCCCGUGCAUUGCUAUGGGAGAUGGCACUUUCAGGACAGUUUAGAUCGACAGAAGCUUGCUGAUGUGCAGGCACAAUUGAAAAGAAUGCUACAAGAGGCGGAAAGGAAUGACAUGCAUUGGAUCACUUUCUCUGAUUAAAUUUACAGUCCAACACAUUUUCACUUGAUAUGUUCCCUUUAAGUAUUAAAUGUUUUUUCUUGAUCCCAUUGACUGACUAUAUAAGGUUAUUAUGUUGUAGCAAAAUACAGUUAAAUAUAGGUAUGUAACUGAUUUCUAUAGAGAAUAACUUAGAAGAAGAUGGAGGACUCUGAGAGUGUCUGUGAGUCUCUUGACUAUUGUUCUUGAUAGUACUUCAUCCUAUCUACUAAAGUUUUAGGUAGAAGAGUUGGAAAGACUACAUCAUAAAUUACCACAGCCUUGUCCUCACUGAGAUUUACUUCUGGGCACUUGACACCAGACAUGACACUCUAACUUUUCCUGGGUAUGCUUUUGGAGGGCAGGUGGUUAUUGAAACCGAUGCUUUUAUCCACUGAGUUGUAUUAAGCUUCUUUAUUAAGAUGUUUUCAGUUGCUUAUAGGAAACCAUCUGGAUUUAACAGUGAGAAAAAGAAUCUGUGCCCAUUACCCAUUGAAUGGCUCAGUUUUUCUUUAUUUCAUACUCAUUUACCAAGGAUCGGUUUGCGAUAUUAUUGUAGGCAGCAAGAAUGAACUGACAAACAAGACAGGGUCCCUGUCUCAAGCCACUCAGAGUCUGAAUGUUUCUGUGGUUUAUCUAUUCCUCCACUGUUCAUUAGUGCAUAGAAGAAAGUUGUUUUACACUCUUGGACCCCGAUUUAUCUUCCUUGUUCUUGUUACAUGGUCUGUUCAAUGCAAAGUGAACUCUAUGAUGUUGACUCUUCUCAACAGAAUUCAUGGAUUCAAUGUUACCAUCUUGGAGGCUUUCUCAAACAUCUGCUUGA